Molecule: messenger RNA, 2621 nt
Organism: Perca flavescens (yellow perch)
Lineage: Eukaryota; Metazoa; Chordata; Actinopteri; Perciformes; Percidae
Gene: bin1b
Product: bridging integrator 1b
Exons: 14
Coding region: 307-1386 (359 amino acids)
Cellular component (GO): cytoplasm; plasma membrane; synaptic vesicle
Molecular function (GO): tau protein binding; phospholipid binding
Source: RefSeq, a predicted model, not a curated record
UCUCUCCAUAUCGAGCUCAAGUCUCCAUCAAUUAACCGAGAGAGCCGAGAACAGGACGAUAUCUGAAUCUGUCCCUCUGCUUUGCUUUCCAAACUCCACCUGCUUUUUGUUGGGUUUUUUCUUCUGUCACACAUAAACCGGAUUAAAUUACGUAUUGCACCUUUAAGAAACUGUCACCGGGAUUAGAGUUACGCGCGGAAGGGUUUUACGCACCGUCGGUUUCCAGAGCAGGGUGUCCUUCUCCCACUGUGUGUCUUUCUCUUCGCUGGUCCUGACACCGCCGGGGAGCCCUGCACGCCGCGCGACAUGGCCGAGAUGGGGAAAGGGGUCACCGCCGGAAAACUGGCCAGCAACGUCCAGAAGAGGCUCACCAGGGCGCAGGAGAAGGUCCUGCAGAAGCUCGGCAAAGCAGACGAGACCCGAGAUGCCGCCUUUGAGGAGAUGGUGGCCAACUUCAACAAGCAGAUGACAGAAGGAACCAAACUGCAGAAAGACAUGAAAGCCUACCUUGUAGCAGUGAAAACGAUGCACGAUGCGUCUCGGCGGCUUCAGGACUGUCUGGCCGAGACGUACGAACCCGACUGGUUUGGCAAAGAGGAGAUGGACACGUUGAUAGAGGACACAGACACUCUGUGGUUGGACUACCACCAGAACAUCAUGGACAAAUCUAUGACCACUCUGGACUCGUACCUGACUCAGUUUCCUGAUAUUAAGGCUCGUAUAGCCAAGCGCGACAGGAAGAUGGUGGACUUCGACAGCGCCCGGCAUCACUUCAACUCCUUACAGAAAGGAAAGAAGAAGGACGAGGCCAAGAUCGCCAAGGCAGAGGAGGAGCUGGGCCGAGCUCAGAAGAUUUUCGAGGAGCUGAACGUGGAGUUACAAGACGAGCUUCCAGUACUGUUUGACAAUCGUGUUGCCGUCUAUGUUAACGCAUUCCAGAGCCUGGCAGGUCAUCAGGAGAAGUUCCACGGGGAAAUGAGCAAGCUCAGCCAAAACCUGAACGACAUCAUGACCAAACUGGAAGAGCAGCGGGAGCUCAAAAAAGCUGGUACUGCAGAAGCAAAGACAGGAGAAGGUGCCAAGAGCGAGGAAACCAACCACAGCGAAUCGGCCAGCUCACCACCAAAGAGUGCAGUGACCAACGGCUCAGAUGACAAACUCCCUCCAGGAUUCCUCUACAAGGUAAAAGCGAUACAUGAGUAUGCUGCCACUGACGCUGAUGAGCUGGAACUGAAGAUUGGGGAUGUUGUGCUGGUUUUGGCUUUCGACAACCCAGAUGAACAGGACGACGGCUGGCUCUUGGGUGUGCAAGAGUCUCACUGGCUACAGAACAAAGAUAUUUCAGUCAAAGGCGUUUUCCCUGAGAACUUCACUCAGAAAGUUUGAGGUUCAUGCCACAAAGAUUCUUCUUCCCCUUCUGUGCCCGAAACUUCUCAGAUAUAUAGAUAGAACUGGUCACCAAAUGUGUAUUUACACACCAAAAUGUAUCCGUACAUGAUUAGAAAUGUGUGCUGAAAUGCGAGUACUUCUCAAAAGGCUAUGAUACUAAAUGUUUGUGCCGUGAUCUCAUGAUCACCAAACUAACUUAACAUUAUACCGACUCUGCACAAUCAUAAAAAAUGUUUUAGUCAAAUUGUACACCCAAAAUUUUACAUUUUUAUUCCUUAACUAUUUAUACACUGAACUCAAACGAAACACAAAACAAUGUGUUGGAUAUACUCAAAAAGGAAGAAAAAAAGUCAUGGAUGUAUUGUAUGAAUGUCAGAAUGUUUUAUGUUGUGUAUUGUCAACAGUUUGAGAACUUUUAACAGUUCCUUGCAUGACGCAUUUGAUUGUAUUGUCUUUUACCUUUGUAACACAACAAACACUGUGACACCAGCUCUACGUAUGACACGUGGCUAAGAUUGUCUGAAAAAUGCAGGUGUCCUAGAAUGGCGCCCUGGGGAACACCACAGAUAAAAAUAGGCUUUGCCUUGCAUUAUUACAGUUGCUUGGGCUUGUAGGAUUAUAAAAAGGGAACAGUAGUUUUUCAUUUAUCUUACUGGCCAUUUUGAGGACAUGACUUGGUGUGUGGCUUAAAUUUUCUAAUGCACAUUUGCUGUUAUUUAGAUUUUUGAAUUAUAUUUUCAUUUAUGGGUGAAAUACAAAACCUUAUCAAACUCAGCUGCUCAUAUUUUCCUUCAUCUUCUUUAAUUACCACUAUUUAUGACUAUUUCAUUACCACUAUAGUUUAGAUGUCAUACUUUGAGACAGGAGAUGUAUGCUAUUUAACUCUAAACAUUUCCCACCUUAAUUUGAUUCUUGAUCUUUGUGCUCCCUUGGACAGGACUAUCUAGCACUGGAUCACUAAUGUACAAGCAUAUUUUCUUUAGUGUUUUUUUCCAGUAGAAAUCAGGUUUAGGCUGCAUACUGUGAGCCAAUGGAGUCCAAAACUGCACCGCCAGCAGCUAAAUGAGAGACUGAGGCUAUAACAUUAACAUUUCUAACCAAAUAUCCUGCAGAAACCCAUGAAAAGCUAUGGAAACUGUACUUUUACAUUGUGCGGAAUUAAGGAAUCAAGUGGUAACUAAUGCACCAUCUGUUAGAUCAAGUCAGUGUCAUUAAAGAUGAAUGAAACAACA